This is a messenger RNA of Klebsormidium nitens, 572 nucleotides long. NCBI's taxonomy places the organism in Eukaryota, Viridiplantae, Streptophyta, Klebsormidiophyceae, Klebsormidiales, Klebsormidiaceae. The record is from the annotation of a GenBank genome assembly.
GAAGAUGUGAAGCAAAAAGGCGCUGCAAAAAGAGGAGGCAUAUAACUUGCACACGUGAGCGGAUUUUGAAGAUGGGAGCCGCCAGCCCGACCAGCGAUGAGGAAACGCUAAGCAUUGCUUCCCUCAGCAUCGCCGAAACCAAACCAAGCGUGGAAGAAACCUUGAUUUCAGCUACAGACAUCAUUCCUGCACCAGAGAACGUCAGCAGGAUUGAGCAGCUGGAAGACGAAAUGGAGCGCGCUACAACGCUGUAUCUGGACCGCUCUAAAGCGGUGCACGCGGCCGCGGCUGCGCUGCGCGCGACCAUGGUUGAGCUUACGCGCGCGCUGGAGGAGGAAGGCACUAAGCUGGACAAGCGCAGGGCGCGCGUGCUCAGAUGCGCGGAGCUCCUUGGGGUGGAGGAGGGGUCUCAGGAUGCCCAGGGGAGUUUCAAUCGAGGUGUGGUUGAUGGUCAGGAGAAGCUUCAGAAGACUACAGGGACUGAAGAAGUGCCAGCCAUUGACAAACUGGGCCCAGAGUGGACAGAAGCUUUUGCUCAGAAGAUAGUACUGGAGCUCAAGGUCACUGUAUGA